Molecule: messenger RNA, 1410 nt
Organism: Calidris pugnax (ruff)
Lineage: Eukaryota; Metazoa; Chordata; Aves; Charadriiformes; Scolopacidae
Gene: SPC25
Product: SPC25, NDC80 kinetochore complex component
Exons: 7
Coding region: 173-877 (234 amino acids)
Biological process (GO): chromosome segregation
Cellular component (GO): Ndc80 complex
Source: RefSeq, a predicted model, not a curated record
CGAAGGGCUGGGGGCGUCUCGGUGGCAAGGGGGCACGGGCCGGCCCGGUCCUACUGGGGGCUACCGGCAGCCCAGAAAGGGCUGUCGGUUACGGCGGCUGUCCCGAGCGCGGGGCAGGGCCGCCUCCUGGCGCAGAGAUCCCGCCGCAGGGGGAGCAGCAAAAGAAAGCGCUAUGGCUGAUGGAAAGACAGAAGACGAAAUCAUCCUCUUUGAAAAGGAAAUUAAAGAGUUCUGGACCACGUUAAAAAGCGUUUAUGGCACUAAACAGAUCAAUCAGACUUUAGCACUGAGAGAUUCAUGCAAGGAGUCCAUAAAAGAGCUUUCAGAGAAAUGGUCCAAGAAGCUGAAAGAAGGGGACCUGAUGAUUGAUAAAAUUCAGGAGUUUAGCAAUGAGAUUCUCCAGCAGAGCCAACGCAUAUCAGAAAAUCAAGAGCACUUGACAGAAAUAAAAUCUAACCUAAAACAAGAAGAGGAGCAAAAGAAGGAUUUGACUGACUGCAUCCAAGAGCUUAAGGAAGAGUUGAUGAAGAAAAAGGAAAUAAUAUCUUCUAAAAACAAAGCCACCAAGGAGAGAGUGGAGCGACUAUGCAAGUCUAAAGUACUGUUUGAAGAGCGGCUUGGACUGGAGAUUCGCAGAAUUCACAAUGAACAAUUACAGUUUAUAUUCAGACACAUUGACCACAAAGAUCCUGACAAGCCCUAUGUGUUUACCCUUUCCAUAAACGAACAGGGAGAUUAUGAAGUGACUUCCUGUACUCCUCCUCUGGACUGUAUAGCAGAGUUCCAGCUCAAAGUGAGAGAAACUAACAAUUUUUCUGCGUUCAUUGCCAACAUCAGAAAAGCUUUCACCGCUUUAUCUUAUAAACAGUCUGCAUAAAACUAGCUUAUACCUCCCCCUCUAGCGGUAGAACACUUCUUGUCUUUCCUUCCUCUAUUCUGAAAGUAUGUAUUUAUUUAUGUCUUACUCUAAUUUCUUAAUAAAGAAAAAUAAUGAAAAUAGUAUUUUAGACCACUGUCAUUAGAGACAUUUUGGAUGAUUCCUUGAACAACAGUAUAAUUAACUGCUUCCUUAACUGAAAGCCUCCAGACUUGUCAAUUUUGAUCCAGUAUCACGUACCUUAAUGAUGUAAUGAGAUCUAUUUAGCUACUCCAAGAAGAUAUUCAAAACAAAGUACUUUCUGUAAUUUAUUUCUCUUCUGAAAACAUAGAAGCAUCUUUCAAGUUUGUAUGUGGUUGGAACAGGCCUGAAAGAUACCAAAAUAAUGCAGUGGAGCUUAGCAAUUACUUCAAUUACCUGCGUCUUAGGUUUUACUCUGUCUUGUACUCUCUACUUUUAUCACUCCUUCUCAUACAUGUAAAUUGGUGUUUGUCUUUUGGCCUAUUAAAGUAUAUAUUUUACUGCCUAUUUGA